AUGGCCCCAGAGCUAGUGGCCACAGUAGAAACGGACGAGCAGGCUAUAAUCCCGGAAAAACUUGAGAACGCCGAAAGCAGGCAAGAGACAGCGGCGGCAUCUGAAGGUGUAGAAUCCAAUGCCAUUGAGGAUGGCAGCAUUGCGAUGAGUGACUCCGAGUCAUUCAAAAAAGAGCAGGAGGGUGAUGAGACUCUCAAGAAGGCGUGGCAGGACGCGAAAGGAGGAAAAGGGGGCAUGCUUAUAGUUGACGGCUUCCUGUUUCACCAGGACCGAAUCCUGGGACUACCUGUAAAACAGCUAGUGUUGCCAAAAGGUCGACGGGCCCAAGUUCUCAAACUCGCUCACGAAUCAUACUGGGGAGGUCACCUCGGUUUUCGCAAGACUAAUGCGAGAGUCAAGCUUAGUUUCUUUUGGCCAGGCAUGAAGAGAGAUCAGGGAACACUGCAAUAG
This is a messenger RNA of Dermacentor silvarum, 450 nucleotides long. RefSeq lists its product as uncharacterized. The record is from RefSeq and is a predicted model, not a curated record. NCBI's taxonomy places the organism in Eukaryota, Metazoa, Arthropoda, Arachnida, Ixodida, Ixodidae. The transcript has a single exon. Bases 1 to 450 code for a protein of 149 amino acids.